AUCAACUCUCCACACAGUCCACGUUAAAGCCACUGUAGAGGGUGAUGUGGGUCACUGUGGAUCCCGCACAAUCCGCUUAGAAACAAAAACGUGGACGGUGGGGGUUUUUCCUUUUUUUUUCCUUUCUUCAGGCUGUUGCGGGACAGGGAGCAGCUCAGACCCUGGUCAUGGAAAAGAAGUUAAAUCCACGCUGGUUUGGAGUUUUUCUCUCUACUACGACGUUAGCGAUUAUUAUCGUGGGGGCCCCCUGUUGGCGCUCAGCUCUCCGCAGGCCAGAUCCACCGAUCCGUCAGGACCUCUGAGCCUCUUGUGAUACCUGCCCACAUUUCACGGGUUUACCUGAGUCCGGAUCAGCUCAGGCGGCUGCACUUCAAGCCCACCGUGGGCACCAUCCAGCUCUCCGAGGGCCAUGAGGCCAAAUUCAACUGCUCCAUCGACAUCCCGGACGCCAGGCUGGAGCCCACCAUCGUGUGGGUGAAGAACGGUCUGGACCUGGCUGCAAACAUGCAGGUGGUGGUCAACGAGCUGCAGACCAUCACAGACGGGGUCACGACUCUCCUCUCCACGGUCAACAUCAACCAUGUGCAGCGGGUGGAUGCUGGAGAGUAUCGCUGCAGACUGAGCAUCAACAACAGACUGGUGGAGUCUCAGCCAAUCACCCUUGAGAUAGAAGGUCUCCCAACAUUUCUCCAUCAACCAGAGGACAGGAACGUGAGCAGAAACACACCUUUCACACUCUCCUGUGAGGCGGUCGGACCCCCGGACCCCGUUCAAAUCCGCUGGCUCCGGGAUGGAUUACCUAACAGUGACUUCCAGAACUCUAUGAGCAGCUACUCCAUUUCAG
Molecule: messenger RNA, 844 nt
Organism: Labrus bergylta (ballan wrasse)
Lineage: Eukaryota; Metazoa; Chordata; Actinopteri; Labriformes; Labridae
Source: RefSeq, a predicted model, not a curated record